This is a messenger RNA of Bursaphelenchus xylophilus (pine wood nematode), 2257 nucleotides long. NCBI's taxonomy places the organism in Eukaryota, Metazoa, Nematoda, Chromadorea, Rhabditida, Aphelenchoididae. The record is from the annotation of a GenBank genome assembly.
AUGAGUGGAGGAUUGUAUGGUGGAGGUAAGAAAUUCUGUUUUAUCUUAUAUUAUUCAUGAGGUUCUAGUGAAUGACUAAAAUUUUUAAGUGUUACCUAAAAAACAUGGGGGUUUAUGCUGAAUUUCUACUUUUUAAAGGUCAUGGAAGAUUUUCCUGCCCAAUUUAGACGUUUUUCUCAAGUAUUUUUGGGUUUAUAUUGCUUUACAUUGAUCAGGACUAAGUAUCAAGAAUAAGGUAAUUUUUGGUCUUUUUAGAUGAUGUUGGUGCUAUUGUCUUUGACGUUGGCUCACACACACUCAGAUGCGGCUAUGGAGGAGAGGAAUUCCCGAAGGUAGGUUUUUUUCUUAUAUGUUUUCCAUAUUUUAGGUAAUGAACAAUGUGAAUAUUGGAUUUCUCCUUUCAGAUUGUGAUUCCAUCUGUUGUUGGCGUCAGAAAUAGAAAGGAUGCUGGGAAUGUUACUGAGAGGACGGACGAGAGCAUGGAAGUGGACAAUGAGGCCAAACCAGCACCUAAAAAGGAUUAUUUCCUUGGCACACAGACGGUGAAUGUUCCUAGAGCCGACACGGAGAUCAAACCUUUCAUGAAGGAUUGUCAAAUUGAGGAUUGGGAGCUGUUCGAGCAGAUGCUAGAUUAUGUGUACAAUGGUUGUCUUAAGACGGAGAGCAAGAACCACGGGACUUUGUUUUCCGAGGCACCUGUAAGUUGUUUUACUUUUGGUUUUGUUGAAUUUUAGGACACAAAGGGGACAUGUUUUGAUGUUUCUAGACGAAGACUAUUAUAUAAUACAACUUUUUAAAGGCAUUUUGACUAGAAGGACAGCCAAAAUUCAUUCGUUUUGUCAAAUAUUAUACUUGACAUCAACUGAAAUUUGAUUUUAGUGGAAUCAGAAAGAUAAACGGGAAAAACUGGCCGAAUUGAUGUUUGAAAAGUAUGGAGUCCCUUCCUUCUACUUGGUGAAGAACGCUGUGCUGACGACAUUCGCUGCAGGGCGCACUGCUGGCUUGGUUUUGGACAGUGGUGCCACCUACACCUCGGCGUGCCCAGUCUAUGAAGGUUAUCCUCUGUUAAAUGGUAUGAAUGGUUUCAAUAUAUAGUUUAGGACGAGUAAUGUUUUUUUAGGGUGGUUUUGGAAGGGCAUGGCUUUUGUUUGACACUUUCCCGAUAUUAUUUUAGACAAUAAUUGAAGAAAAUUUCAAAAAAGAUCCAAUUUUUAUAUCGCAAAUUAAGAUUUGUUCCAAAAUAUCUUUAUUUUAGCCGUCGUCAAGUCCCCAGUGGGCGGAGACAUGAUCGUCGACCAAUGCCAACGAGUCCUGGCCAAGCAAGGAAUCGAAUUGGUCCCCUACUUCAAGAUCAAGUCCAAAAAAGAAGUGGACGAUGGGAAAAGACCGGUCUGGACGGCCAAGAAAUUACCUCCAGUCACCGAAAGUUACGAUAAUUUUAUGAAAAAGGUAAGAUUUUUUUUUCAUUUUUUUGUUUGAUUUUUAGGUAACAAAUCAAAUGAAAUCUUGGAAUAAAAACUGAAAAUUUUCAGCAAUUGGUCGAAGACUUUGCCCAUUCAACACUCCAACUGUGCGACACACCCGUUGACAUUGAAUUCAUGGACAAACUUCCCGCCUCGUCGUACGGAUUUCCAUGUGGAUUCAGGAAGGACUUCCUCGCGGAACGCGCCAAAAUCCCCGAAAGUUUGUUUGAUCUGAAGUAUCUGGAAGGACAUGAUGAAGUCAAGGAGAGCUUACUGGACGUUUCUCAAGUCGCUCACACCUCCUGUGGCAUGUGUGAUAUUGAUGUCCGACCGGUAAGGAGAAUAUAAAAUUUGUGGAUUUUUUGAGAAAAUUUAAUGUAUAUAGGUAGAAUAUGGUGUGAAAAGAAUGUUUAUUACGAUUUAAGGGUGUCAUUUGGAUAAAUAAUUUAUCGACCAGUCGAUUUUUAAAUUUUUGAAAAUUUGGGUUUUUUUAAUUUUUUGAUGGUUUAGUCGAUUUACCUUGAUAUUUUCAGCAUUUGUACGGUAAUUUGUUGGUCACCGGAGGCAACUCGCUGAUCAUGGGCUUCACGGAACGUCUGAACCACGACCUCGCCCAAAAAUGCAACUCCACGGUGAAACUCCGUGUCCCACAGUCCCAGCCGAACGAACGCAAAUACGGAGCAUGGAUUGGAGGCUCCAUUGUCGCAUCGCUCGGCACAUUCCAACAGCUUUGGAUCUCCAAAGUGGAGUAUGAAGAGACCGGGAAGGUGAUUGUGGAAAGGAGAUGUGCCUAA